Molecule: messenger RNA, 2529 nt
Organism: Cylicocyclus nassatus
Lineage: Eukaryota; Metazoa; Nematoda; Chromadorea; Rhabditida; Strongylidae
Source: the annotation of a GenBank genome assembly
AUGUUUCGGAAACCUACAAAAAAGGCUGCUUUUCGCAAGAGGACAGGUAGCACUGAUGAUAAGGAAGACUCUGGAACAGCGGAAGCGUCGCCAAGCGCAUCACGAAAGGAAGCAGCUUCGUCGAAGUCCAACGAAGACGAUGCCGUAGAUUCGCCGGUACCAAAACCACCAGCUCUUCUUAGUUUUGACAACGAUGAAGGAGCUGAUGCGGACUUUGUUUUGAAGAAAAAUAAGAAGAAAGUGAAAGAACUCAAGAAGCUGGCGAAGCUGGAAGAAGAGGCGGAACUCGAGCGACAACGCGAAGAGGAUGAACGAAGAGAACGUGAACGAAAGGAAAGGGAAAAGAGGAAGAAGGAAAAAGAAAAGCAUAAACAGAAGGAUACAAGGGACUCAAGAAGUCGGUACCUGGACAAGUAUCGUGAUUGUUCGAGCAAAGUCAAACCACCCCUUCCUGAUAGCGACGAUGAAGUUGAUGAGGCGCAUUCUAAAUUUCCAGGAACAAUGUCAGCUAUCCCUGAUUCUCGAGCUGUAUAUGAGGCGAAGAAACGUCGUGAGCGUUUGAGAAGAGAGGGAGCGGAUGGUAUGAUCCCGCUGGAUGAUGAUCAAAAACUGGUCGAGAAAGGUGUGCGGUCACGGCUAAUACGAGAAGAUGAAAACGAUGAUUCUGACGAGGAAGCACCAAAAUUCUAUUCGUCGAAAGAUCUGCUAAGAGUGGAAGAAGAACGUCGUCGAGAAGAGCAGGAUCAUUUCUUGGAACAGGAGCAGGGCGAUGAAAGAGAUGUCGAUGAUGAGGCUGAUGAGUGGGAGAAGCAGCAAAUUCUCAAAGCUGUUGGGAGACACACGAUUGGGCAAAUACGAGCUGAUUAUGACAAUUCUACGAAAAUGUAUCGCCAGAGGAUGCAGGAGCUAGCGAUUCCUGAAGCUACUGACAUGGAUAUCGAUAUGGACGGUAUUGUAGAGAGCUUCAAUCGAAAAAGUAUCGGUCCAACGAAUACGGGUGGUACUGUAACUGUGGAUGACAUAUUAGCGAAGCUGAAGUCGUAUGUUGUUGAUCGCGAAGAAAGGCUGAAUGCAAGGAGGUAUGAAGUAACGAAAAUUGAACAAUCUAUUGAAGAGAAUAAGGAAACAAUGAAAAAGAUUGAAAAUGAUAUGCCCGCCUUGGCAAACAAGUAUACGAUGUACCAGGAACUACGUCUUUACUCGAGGAGUCUUUUGGAGUGCCUCAAUGAAAAGGUCGCUGAAAUAAACGAACUCGGCGACAAACGCCAAAAUCUAGCAAAGGCAAAAAUGGAACGAUUGGCCAGACGUCGUAGACGAGAUAUACGUGAUGCUUAUAAUGACUGCGUUUCCGCUGCAGCGGGCAAGAAUCCUUCAUUGUUGAGAACCCCGGAUGUAAUGAUACGAGUGGCUGAGAGGGAUGCGAGGCGAGCGAGAAGGCGUAGAGAACGAGAAGGUACUCUUACUGGCAUUUCGCACGAGGAAGGACUUAGCAGCGAUGAUGACGAACCAACUAGCCAGCAACUUGCUGACCAGGAAGCAGCAACUGAGAUUGAUACGGCACUUCGUAUGGUAUUUGUCGACGCCCUAGAUGAUUAUGCUCGCUUAAGGAAAGUGCUAGACAGAAUGAUUGAUUGGUUCGCUGUUGAUGGGACAACGUUUCAAGAUGCUUAUGUGCAGCUAUGUAUCCCAAAAUUGGCUUCACCGUAUGUGCGAAUACAACUCAUCACGGCAGAUAUUCUGAAUCGGGACGACUUCCUUCUUUCUUCCAUGCCGUGGUACAUAGACUGUGUGCAAGCGGCUGAGGCUAACACCGAUGUCGAUCCGAAGCACGAAAUCAUCACCGGACUUAUACCAUCAAUAAUUGAGAAGGUAGUGCUUCCCUUCCUAACAGAUGUCGUGACUUUCGAAUGGGAACCUAUGUCACUGAAACAGUCGAAACGGUUAGGAGCAGUGCUUAGUGGACUGUCCGAUUACCCUAAGCUCAAUGUUGAGGAUAGCAAAGCGUUUGCAGCUUUGGCAAUUGCUGUAAAAACAAAAAUCAGUCAAGCUAUAGAUGAUGAUCUGUUCGUACCGAUAUAUUCGAAACAAUCUAUAAAAAAUCCAUCGACUGGGUGUGCCGCUUUUCUCGAUCGGCAGUAUUGGGCGGCGAUUAAGUUGCUCCGAGGGCUAAAAUCGUUUUCAUCGUUCCUCAAUCCUGCAACGCGACUGGAACUGGUAUUAGACGGUGUCGUUAAUCGGGUAUGUGUUGUAGCAUUAGAGACUGGUCUACUCGAUGAUGCAUCAUGCGAAAGAAAGGUUCGUGCUCUUCUUGGUGAAAUCCCUGAAGAAAUGAUUGCAACUGCGAAACCUGAUUCUUUCCGUAAUCUCAUACGCUGUCUAGGACGAGUAGUAGAUGAACAGAAGGCAGCGGGAAGGAGUUACUAUAGAGAUGUGCGAAAAUAUCUGGAAAAACUACAAGCAAAGGAAAAGAAGGCUUCCGAGUGAUACAGCUGUUAUAUAUACGCACCGUUAAAAUAACUAAUAAAUUAU